GUUACAUCACUGUAAUCUCACUGUUCAAACUUGUGAAAGUUUGUCUUCAGUUCUUCAAUCCUCAAACGUCCUGAGAGAGCUGGACCUGAGUAACAAUGACCUGCAGAAUUCAGGAGUGAAGCUGCUUUCUGAUGGACUGAAGAGCCCAAACUGUCCGCUACAGAUACUGAGAUGUGCCAUGUGUAAUUUCACUGCUCAGUCAUGUGAGAGUUUAUCAUCAGUUCUUCAAUCCUCAAUCUCUGUCCUGAGAGAGCUGGACCUAAGUAACAAUGACCUGCAGGAUUCUGGAGUGAAGCUUCUUUGUGAUGGAAUGAAGAGCCCAAACUGUCGGCUACAGAUACUGAGAUUGUCUGGCUGUAUGGUGACAGAGGAAGGCUGUGGUUAUGUGUCUUCAGCUCUGAGUUCAAACCCCUCACACCUGAGAGAGCUGGAUCUGAGCUACAACCACCCAGGAGAUUCAGGAGUCAAGCUGCUCUCUGAUAAACUCAAGGAUCCAAACUACAGACUGGAAAAACUCAAUGUGGAUCACGGAGGAGAGAUCAGGAUUACAGGAGGACUACACAAAUAUCCUCAUCCGCUCACUCUGGAUCUGAAAACUGUGUGUUCACUCCUCCUCCUGACUGUGGAGAACAGAGUGAUUACUGGCACUGUCACUCGCACAGGGUUUCACCUGUAUCCUAAUCACAAAGACCGAUUUGAUUUUGUGCACCAGGUGUUGUGUAGAGAGAGUGUGUGUGGACGCUGUUACUGGGAGAUUGAGUGGAGUGGGUUUGUGUUUAUAUCACUGUCAUAUAAGAGCAUCAGCAGGAAGGGAGAGGGUAAAGAGUGUUGGUUUGGACGUAAUGAUCAGUCCUGGAGUUUGUUCUGCUCUCCUGACAGAUACUCAUUCAUACACAAUAACAUAGAGACUAAACUCCCUGUAAAGCCCAUCAGGAGGAGAACAGGAGAAAUAGGAGUGUAUGCGGAUCCCAGUGCAGGAACUCUGUCCUUCUACAGCAUCUCUAACACAACAAGCCUCAUACACACAGUCCAGACCACAUUCACACACACACUCUAUCCUGGGUUUUGGGCUCAUUAUAAUGGAUCAUCAGUGAAACUGUGUUGAUGAGUGAGAACAGACU
Pimephales promelas (fathead minnow) is the source of this 1121-nucleotide messenger RNA. The record is from RefSeq and is a predicted model, not a curated record. Lineage: Eukaryota; Metazoa; Chordata; Actinopteri; Cypriniformes; Leuciscidae.